Messenger RNA from Vespula pensylvanica (western yellowjacket), 3199 nucleotides. RefSeq names its product protein gooseberry-like. The record is from RefSeq and is a predicted model, not a curated record. Gene Ontology annotation, biological process: anatomical structure development; regulation of transcription by RNA polymerase II. NCBI's taxonomy places the organism in Eukaryota, Metazoa, Arthropoda, Insecta, Hymenoptera, Vespidae. Gene Ontology annotation, molecular function: DNA-binding transcription factor activity, RNA polymerase II-specific; RNA polymerase II cis-regulatory region sequence-specific DNA binding. The coding region runs from base 1176 to 2531 and encodes 451 amino acids. The transcript is spliced from 7 exons.
UUAAAUCAACGUAAAAAUAUUAUAAAGUAUCGUCACGAGUCAUUUCUCUUUAUUUCCUAUUGUAUCGACUGUUAUCCUACCAUACCGACUGUCGAAAAUUAUCGACGACAGAUCCGAAUUAAAGUUCUAUAAAUGAAAGAAAUACUACACCGAUGAUAUAUCGAUGGAACAUUUCCAAGAUGACAUUUGUAUUGAACUAAGGAGUUUAGACAAAAUUUCGUAACAAACUGUUAAAAAUAUCCCUUAUGAAUAUCAGUAAAAUAUCAAAGUACUUAAAAGUUACUUUCAAAAAUAUCAUCUUCCAAAAUUAUCGUCAUUAUCGAAUGAAAACAAGGAAGGAGAAGGAACGUAAAAGACGAGAAAGAGAAGAGGAAGAGAAGACUCGGGCGGAGUCGAGGUUGAGACCACCUCCAUGUGGUUGGAAUCAGCUACAUGGUGACCAAUGCCAAUACAACGUUCACGACCAUGCUCCCGUUUGGUUUGCCUUCGAGUCGAGAUGGUCUGGGACCAGUGCUGGUUUCUUAUCGAGGGGCCUCACGAAGAAAGGCGGAGCCAUCGUCUUUCCUUUUCUCCUUUCAAGACCCACGUCUAUCCAUCCUUGUCUUUCUCUUUCUCUUUCUUGCCUUUUCCUUCAGGUUCUCGCUUGCUAGACUCCUCGAGACUUCGUUCAGCCUUUUGGCCAGUCCGAGUCGAGAGUCCGAAGCAAACAGGUCCUCCUCGUUGUCCUCUUCGGUCAUUAUCGGUCAUUUUCGGUUCUAGUUAAAAAUUCGUUCGUCUACGCGAAGAACGAAUGUGUCUUCGUCGCGUUUCGGAUCUUUGGAGGAGAAGAAAAGAAUUAAAAAAAAACGUAAUAAUAACAAAAUAAAAGAAGAAGAAGAAGAAGAAGAAGAAGAAGAAGAAGAAGAAGAAGAAGAGAAGGAGGAGGAAACGUAAAUCGAGCAAAAAGAGAUCGAGUUGUUGUCUUUCUUCUUUUAUUCUUCGAUCCAAAUCGUUCUCCGUCAUCGAUAAGUGAUCGUUCAAAGUUAUUUCUUUAAGAACAAUUCAAAAGGGUGGAAAUAUAUUACCUUUGUUGUUUUCCUUUGUUAUUACUUUUAUUCUCCGAACAGUAAUUCUACCAAGGAAGAAGUGCACGGUGAACGUGGGAAAAUUAUUCCGGGUCCAAAGAUACGGCCCAGAUGGCGGUCAGAACGCUCAGUCAACAUCGAAUGCCGCCGUAUUUUACUGGAUACGCGUUUCAAGGACAAGGUCGCGUUAAUCAGUUAGGCGGGGUCUUUAUAAAUGGCCGUCCACUACCAAAUCAUAUCAGAUUAAAAAUUGUCGAGAUGGCGGCGUCCGGUGUAAGACCGUGUGUGAUAUCGAGACAGCUAAGAGUCUCUCAUGGUUGCGUGUCGAAGAUUCUUAAUCGAUAUCAGGAAACCGGAUCGAUCAGACCAGGUGUGAUCGGUGGAAGCAAGCCACGAGUUGCCACUCCGGAAGUCGAGAGCAGGAUCGAAGAUCUUAAAAGACAAAAUCCAAAUCUUCUCAGCUGGGAAAUCAAGGAGAGACUAAUAAAGCAGGAUGGCGUUUGCGAUAAGGCAUCAGCGCCAUCAGUUUCCAGUAUCACCAGGUUACUCCGUGGUCCACCAAAUAAAAUUCGUCGCGUUGACGAUCUCGGAACGAACCAUUCGAUCAACGGGAUUCUCGGUGGAAGCGAUGGUGGGGACGAUUCCGAGACGGAAAGCGAGCCUGGCAUAGCUCUAAAGAGAAAGCAACGUCGUAGUAGGACUACCUUCACGGGAGAACAAUUGGAACAAUUGGAAGCAGUAUUCAUUCGAACUCAAUAUCCAGACGUUUAUACAAGAGAGGAGUUGGCUCAGAAAACGAAGCUAACGGAGGCUCGCGUUCAGGUGUGGUUUAGUAACAGACGAGCGAGACUAAGGAAACAGAUGAACAGUCAGCAAGCGAACGCGUUCAACACGAUGAGUUUACAAUCGUUUCAGAGUCAACACUAUGGUAGCGCGGCGGAGAGUUAUCAGAGUUACGGGCAAGCAAGCGUUGCUGCGGCGGCAGCGACAACGGCUGCUUAUCCUCAGCACUACAACUACGGGGAAAACUAUUACGCUCAGCAGCAAUGGUCCAGAGCGACGGCCGAGAACUACGGAAUAUUCAACGCCUCUCACUAUGGUAGCAGCAAUCUGAAUUUGAGUAGUCUUGGUGGUAGCGUCAGUCCAACGGCCUCGAAUAUGAGUGCUUGCAUGGUACAGAGUGCGAGUUCUGCGGUGCCAGCAAGCACUGGUGUUGCUCAUCAUCAUGUUGCACCUCACAGUCCUGGCGAAGCCAAAAGCGGUUAUCCAUAUUUGGGUGGAAUCGACUCACAAGUUUGCGGAAGAGUACACGGCCCAGAUUUCGUCUUGUCGACUGGCAGGUCGAACGACUUCAAUGUCCCAGUCUCCCAGGCUCGAAGUAGCUUAAACGGUUACACGAAUGAGCCACUUGAUCAAAGCCAGCUUGCUUUUCUCAGCCGAAUUGGAAGCAACGUUGAAAAGCGAUAAAAUAUUUUUUUUUUAAAUAAGUGUGUCCAUCCUGUGCUUUAAAUAAAACGAUCUUCGAUAAAAUCGAAUGGACAUAAUAAUAAUGAGGAAUCUUCGAAAUCGCUGUAUAAAUGUGUAACUAUACGUAAACGUAAAAGAUUCGUACUUUAUAAAUACCUACGUGUAUUUGUGUAUAACGUGUUGCCAGUGCAAAUGAUUAAUGAAUUCGUCGAUACAUUUUAAGUAGACAAACAAAUUCGAUUUAUCGCUUAAAUGUUUGAUUAUUUUUCGUGAACGACGAGGAGAUGUGCCUUGUUAACUUCUUGCCUUAAUGAUCGCCUUAAAUUAAUAUCGUAAGUAAUUUUUUAUUAAUAUCGCUAAUCUAUUUAUAAAGCGUUAAGAGAUUAAUAUCAUAGGCGUUAUUUAAUGAACGAGAUUAAAUACGGCAAUAAUAUUAAACUUGAUACUAAAGAGAUCGCUAUCGUUAUUAUUUACUUGAUGAUUAUUCUAAAUGAUUUAUUUAAUUGAAUGUUAUAUAUAUGUGUAUAUAUAUAUAUAUAUACAUACACACGCACACACACAAUUAUUGUACAUAAAGGAGAUUUUACACAAUUCACAUAAGAAUAUUUUCAAUCGGUAGCUAUAGCUAUGCUGUAAAAAGCGACGUUAUGGAAUAAACAAAGCUUACA